Messenger RNA from Phaedon cochleariae (mustard beetle), 1703 nucleotides. The record is from the annotation of a GenBank genome assembly. NCBI's taxonomy places the organism in Eukaryota, Metazoa, Arthropoda, Insecta, Coleoptera, Chrysomelidae.
GAAGGUCAAAUUGAGAAGUUAUGCAAACAAAAGGCAGAGAUUCAGAUUGAGUUGAGUUGAAUAAUGGAAGAAUUUCUUUCCCAACUGAUAAAAAAGGUGUAAUUCUGUGUACUGACUUCGGUGAUAAGAUAAGGAACCAAAUACUGGAAACCAUAAGUGCUAACUGCUAAUUAUGCUAAUCACUAAUAAUAAGCUGCCUGAUAGGAGAACUCAUAUAACUUAUGCAAUAUAUAAUUUAUAAACAUCUACAACUAUAACAAGAUAGAAAGAAGCUUUUUAGUGUUUAGUGAAACCAUACCCUACCUGAAUCUGUGCCUGAAUUUGAGUAGGAAAGUAGGUAUAUAGUAUGGAUCUUCCGGAAACAUAUAUUCCUGGUUUUCAUGAUGAAAAAUCAGUGAGGAAAAUGAGCUACAGAAAAUUGGGAAACACAGAUAUACAUGUUUCUAUGAUAUCUCUUGGAACUGGAGGAUUUUCUUAUUUCUAUGGUGAUUUUGACAUAGAAGAAUGUAAAAAGACUGUUCAUCAGGCAAUUAUAAAUGGCAUUAACUUUAUCGACACUGGACCCUGGUAUGGCCAUGGGGUAGCUGAAGAAAUCCUGGGAAAGUGUUUGGAAGGAAUUCCAAGGAAAGCCUACUAUUUGGCUACUAAAGUUGGUAGAUAUGAAAAGAAUCCAAAACUGAUGUUUGACUUCUCCAGUAAGAAAACACUAGAAAGUAUUGAUGCCUCACUGAGAAGACUGAAAUUGAGUUAUGUAGAUAUUUUACAGGUACAUGAUAUAGAAUUUGCACCUAAUAUGGAAAUCAUUCUUACUGAAACUUUACCAACCAUAGCAGAUAUUAUUGAAUCUGGAAAGGCCAGAUACAUAGGUAUCACAGGUUACCCUGUUUCUACACUUGUAGAAUGCAUAGAAAAAAGUCCCAUUCCUAUAAGCACAGUUCUCAGUUACUGCAGAUUGACUAUGAUAGAUGGUACAUUGAAAGAUUUCAUUUCUGUUUUGAAAAAAAAUGGUGUUGGCAUCAUCAAUGCAGCAGCUAAUUCUAUGGGACUACUUAGCAACUUUGGACCACAAGAUUGGCACCCAGCAAGUCAAGAAAUAAAAAAUAUUUGUUCACAAGCUAGAGACUUGUGCAAGCAAAAUGAUGUGGAAUUAGGAAAGCUGGCAGUUUAUUAUAGUUUGCAACAAAAAGGUCCAGAUACAGUACUGAUAGGAAUGAAUACUAGAAAAUUACUACAGUACAAUUUGAAUGUUUUGAAUGGACUCACAUCACAAGAAAAAGAAAUUUAUGAUAAAGUUCUCAAGAUGUUUGGAGAGUUAUCAGUAAUACAUUGGGAAAAAGUUGAACUUGAGCAAUAUUGGCAAACCCUAAGAGGUGAAAGGAACAGCACAGGUUUCUUCAAAUAAUGUUAGAAUAUAUUCCAAUUUGUUAACUAAACAUGAGUAUAUACCAUUAAAAAAUAUAUAAAGUAAUUAUUUUUGAUCACCUGAUUUUGAAAAACCACUAUAGCCAAGUCCUAUCAUUCUCUUGAUCAUAAUUUUUCAACAUUCACAUAGUGUAUCACAGUUUUUUGACCUAAAGGUCAGUUUUGGGACCUAAUGACAAUGGUAUAGCAGCCAGUUCUGUCCGUAAACACAAAAAUUCUCCACAAACACACAUGAGAGUUGCACAAGCAACAUUUAAAGCCCACCAUGAAAAAGUUGUUGG